Messenger RNA from Danio rerio (zebrafish), 1203 nucleotides. It is a transcript of the gene capga, whose product is annotated as capping protein (actin filament), gelsolin-like a. The record is from RefSeq and is marked validated. Gene Ontology annotation, cellular component: lamellipodium; cytoplasmic vesicle; cytoplasm. Gene Ontology annotation, molecular function: actin filament binding. Lineage: Eukaryota; Metazoa; Chordata; Actinopteri; Cypriniformes; Danionidae.
GCAGCUGUUACAUUUAAGAGCUGUCAGGAGCUGGACUGACAUCAGCAAACACUGUUGCAUUAAGGAUGCUUAAUCUGCGGGCAGCUCAGAGCCAGUUCACCCAUGAAGUGCGAGAGCCUGGGCUAUGGGUUUGGAGGGUGGAGAAGAUGAAGGCUGUGCUCCUUGACCCUUCGCAGAGGGGGAUCUUCUACAAUGGAGAUGCGUACAUCGUGCUCAGCAACCGUGGAAAGGAUGGAAGUGACCUGCACAUGUGGAUGGGGGAAAAGUCUUCCCCGGAUGAGCAGGGUGCUUGUGCCAUGCUUGCCACUCAACUGGACAGCUUCUUGGGAGGAGAGCCAGUGCAACACAGACAGGUGCAGGGCUUCGAGUCACAUGAAUUCAUGGGACUUUUUCCUAAAGGAGUCAGCUAUAAGGAGGGUGGGGUGGAGUCAGGCUUCAAGAGUGCCAGGUCUAGAAUUGAUCCUGUUAAAUAUCUGUACCAAGUCAAAGGAAAGAAAAACAUCCGCGCAAGAGAGGUGGAGUUUAGCUGGGGGAGCUUCAACAAGGGGGACUGUUUCAUACUGGACCUGGGAGAGAAUAUAGUCGUAUGGAUUGGUUCCAAAGCCAACAUGUUUGAGCGACAGAAGGUGCGUGAGAUAGCAAUGCUGAUCAGAGACACCGAGAGGAAUGGCAAAGCUCACAUCAUUGAUGUUCGAGAGGGAGAGGAACCAGUAGAGAUGGUCAAGGCACUUGGUCCAGUUCCAGCUCUGAAGGACAGCUCAACAGAGGAAGACUCUGAAGCAGAUAUCACCAAUUCUGCUUCCCUUUACAAGGUGUCUAAUGCAACAGGCCAAAUGACUUUAACAAAACUGUGUGACAAAGGACCUUUCGGUCAAGAGCUGCUGGAGAAAGACGACUGCUUCAUACUGGACAAUGGAUCCAAUGGGAAGAUCUAUGUUUGGAAAGGGAAUGGAGCUAAUGCAGAGGAGAAGAGAGUCGCCUUGAAGGUAGCAGAUGAGUUUAUUACCGAGAUGAAUUACCCCAGGAUGAGAACGCAGGUGGAAAUUCUCCCUCAGGGUCGUGAAUCGGUGCUCUUCAAACAGUUCUUCAAGAGCUGGAGUUAAACAUCAACACCAGCAGGAUGUAUGAUACUCUUUUUGUAUUAUCGCACAGCAUACUAGCCUUGAGUGGUGUAGAAGACUACCUGUUGAAACUCUUUGCUGU